Vitrella brassicaformis is the source of this 3427-nucleotide messenger RNA. NCBI's taxonomy places the organism in Eukaryota, Vitrellaceae. The record is from the annotation of a GenBank genome assembly.
GUAAGGAUUCAGCUUAGGUUAGUCACUUAGUGUCCUCUGCAUGCAUGCACCUAUUCAUCCCAUGCAGGAUACGCCGCCAGACCAUCCAUCCAUCCAUCCAUCCACUCCACACCCCACACCGUGCCAGCCACCAUUGACCGUUCAUCUCGUGCAGACGCACGCACCGUCCUAUCCCUAGGCCGCAAGUCUGUCUCCCCCACACACGCACCGAACGCCACCCACUCAUUCCUUCGGUCAGACAGUCGGGAAAAGGAAAAAUAAAUCACUCGGUCAGUCAGGCACCCAGGCAGCUGGAUCGAUGCGCUCGAAACAAAACUUUGAUAGGCAGGUAGGCAGGUAAGCAGGCAGCCAUGUGGCACGGGGUAGAGAAUUGUGGGAGGGCAGCCGUCCACCCACCUCAUUUCUGUGGGUGGCAUGCCCUCCGUCACAUAUAUACGGCGAUCGAUCCGCAUACGGCCAACCAGUCAGCGAGUACGUAUAUGUAUAUGUGUGUGUAUGUAUGUGUGUGUGUGUGUGUGUAUGUAUUGAUUGUUGUUGUUGUUGUUGAUCUAUUUGACUUGCUGCAUGACGGUGUUGUAGCGGUCCGCGUUGCGCUGGAGGAUGUGCUCCACCGGUCCUGAGUGAACACACAGCGACACGCAUCCAUCGCAUGCACCCAGAUGAAUGAAUGGCUGGGCGGACAUGCAUACGGCCGUUCGUUCAUUGCCCUCCACUCACUCCCGUAUGUACCGAGUAGUCGCUUGAAGCUUUUGCGGUCCAAAGUCACACACUUCACCUCACCCUGAAUGCGAUGCGCACACAUGGAAGAGUGGCUCUCUGCAUUGCAUCUCUCUGUGUGGAGAUCUUUCUUUCGUGUCUCACUGACUGACCUUGGCCUUGACGGUAGCAGCACGUGGCUGGUUCUUGAUCAAAGCGAGCUCACCGAAGUAGUCACCUGUGUGUAUGUAUGGUGGCCCCUUACUCGUCGUCCUGCUUCUCCAUAUAUAGGCACCUUACUUACCUUUCUUGUAGUCCAUGACCUUGCCUGCACCACCCUCCUUGAACGCCUCAGCCUCGCCCUCCUCUGUUGGUUGGGCGCGGCGCCCCAUAUAUCAAUCACAUAACAUACACAGACAGAAGGGAUGUGCAGUUGAUGUGAUGCCUCGCUGUGCAUACUGAGUACCGAUGAUGUAGAACUUGUCCCCCUCGUCGCCUUGCUUCACGAUCACCUCGCCGUCCUGACACACACAGCCAGGCCACGGACAGUAAGUAUACUUGCCGGUGGUCUGGCCGGGUGCGUGUGUGUGUGUGUGUAUACCUUGAAUGCGGCAGUCUUGAGUGCGUCAGCAAGUUUGGACCGCUCGUAGGCGUCCAUCUCCUUGAGCAACUCCACCUGACACGACACGGGUCGAUGGAUGCUUUGGCUGUCUGCCUGUCUGUCUGUCUGGCAGUGCCUUGCCUGCAUACGCACCUUCUCGAGGAACCCCUGGUACAUUUCGCGUUUCUUCUGCGCGGCGUCCUUGACAAUGUUGUUGAAACUCUCCCGGUCCAACUUCCUGCAGCACCCAUCCCAUCCACACACAGCAACACAUGGAAAGCCAUGGGGUGAGUGCACGUGUGUGUCCGGCGGCCGACCAGAGACGUCCCUGCUUUGUGCACUUGACAGUGGCGGCCCGGGGGCAGUUGUACCUGUGGAGGCAGGCAUGAGACACGCACAGACAGAGAGCAGAGACCACAUGAUGGAUCCGAUCCACAUGUGAGCAUUUCUGCUGGCUGCGAGUGUGUUUGACUGACAGGAGUGCGAGCUCCCCGAAGGCCUGUCCGCCUUCAUACGAGGCCACCUGAUCUUCAACCCCUGUCUCCUUCUGCUCACAACAUACAUGCAAAAGACUCACAUGUGUGUGCGCGUUGGGUGUGCACCCGUCUGGUCUGGGGCAUGCAGCCAGCCUGCCUACCGAUUUCUUGGUGACGAUGAAUUCGCCGGUUUCCACGAGGUAAAGGAAGUCGCCGUCCUCGCCUUGAGUGAUGACCACAUCGCCGUCGCUGCAAACACACACACGGGCACACCGGAGGCUCCAUGUGUCUGGAGGGGUGGGUGUGUGGGUCAGUGGGGAUGGCGUGUGUGGGUGCUACGUACACGACCAGCAUCUCCUUGAAGGCAUCGAUGACCGUCUUGAGAUCCUUCUCGUCCAAACUCUGACGACAGACGAGUGAUGGGCGGAUGGAAGGAUGAGUGAGUGUGUGUGUGUGACCCCACCCCCCUCCCCUCCGACCUGGAACAGGAACGAGUUGUUGAUGGCAUUGCGGAUGCACGUCUUCUGCUCGUCCGUCUUGGGGUACACCUGAAGGGCGCAACCACGUGACGUGCUGUGUGCCGUGUCUCUGCGUCUGUGUGACGGAGGGGGAGGGGAGGCGGUGCUGACCGGUGCGGUGAAGGCUUGUUUUUUGUUAAAUUCGCCAUAUGCCUCGGCACUGACACUCGUGCGGGGCUUCUUGCCGUAGUUGGCGGGCGUCUGGACACACAAAGAUGGAGAGACAUGCCGGGACGUGUGAGCAAGGAAAGAGAGUGUGUGUGUCCGAACAAAAAGGGUCAGGUCGGCGACUUCAUCGUCCUCAUCCUCGUCUUCGUCCUCGUCGUCGGCCUCCUCUGUAGAGGCACAUACGCACACACAUGCACGCAGAAGGAUGGGAGUUGCUGGCCGAUGGGUGCAUGUCACUGGCUGCUGCACGUCACGUUGGUCACUUUCAGGGUCUUCGGUAGCGCCCUCGACCUUCUUGUACUUGUGCUCCUCUUCCUCCUUCACACGCAUCUCGCCGCUGUCCACCCCGCACAGUUGGGUACAACACCUGCACACACCCAGAGAGAGCACACAGAGCAGACAGAAGGAUGGCGGCUCCCUCGCCUCGUGUGUGUUCUCCGUCUCCCUCCCCUCUCCCCUCCUCCCCUCUCCUCUCCUCCCCUCCCCGCCCUGCGUGUGUCAAACCCCGGUGAACCGGCUUACUUGCACUGCAGGAGCCAAAGGAAUCUCUCAUACAAGGUCAUAGGCUGAGCCUCCUGCUUCACCUCCUCACUCAUCGACCUGACCUGCCUUCUCUUGUCGCAAUACGCUCACAAAUGAGGGAGGCAGCUCAGGGAGCCCCAGUCGGUAUAUAUGCAGCCCUCGUGUGGUCCGGGAGAGCCGGCUGGUUUGAUUGCGCGGUUGGAGACCGAGAAACACCGAGAAAUUGCGGAAGCUCUCACCCCUGUGCGCGUCGGUGGUCGAAAGUCGUCACGAGGACCCGCAAGGGAAGCAGGUGGAAGUUAAGAAGCGGUGUGAACCUCAAGAGAGGGGGGCUUUCACGGUUUUGGCUGGUCCAAGUCGGUGCUUAUCUUGCGCUUUGACAGACAGCACAGCAGCUUUAGGAAAUGCUCAGCAGCCUGAAGAAAACUUGAAUGCGAGUCUCAGAC